Molecule: messenger RNA, 631 nt
Organism: Aricia agestis (brown argus)
Lineage: Eukaryota; Metazoa; Arthropoda; Insecta; Lepidoptera; Lycaenidae
Exons: 4
Coding region: 15-608 (197 amino acids)
Cellular component (GO): membrane
Molecular function (GO): phosphatidylinositol bisphosphate binding
Source: RefSeq, a predicted model, not a curated record
CACUCCUGCCCAAAAUGACACCAGACCACGGUAGAAUCAUUUUUAUGAAGUGUCAUGGGGACAGAUUUGAUCAAAUACAAAAUCAUUUAAAAUACUUUCUACUGGCAUGUGAGUACAUACAAGCCUAUGACUACAGUACCGGCCUUGGUUUCGUGGUGGACUUUAGAGAAAUGAAUAUCGUUGAAUUUGUGAGAGCAUUAAAUGUAAUGGACUUCAAAAAAGUAAUGGAUAUAGCUACGGAUGGAUACAGCAUACGAAUAAAAGGAGUACACCUUAUAUCAGAAUCCAAAGCGGUAGAAUUAUUCGCUUCAAUACUGAGGCAAGUUUUGAAAGCCAAAAUUGGUCAACGCAUUACUUGUCACAAAGACUUGGAGUCGUUGUACGAGAUUGUACCCAGAGAUAUUCUACCGAAGGAAUAUGGUGGUGAUGAUAAAACUGUAGUUGAACUUCGCGACGACCUAUUGAACGAAUUACGCUCAGAAAAAUUCACAUCGCACUGCAAGGAGAUGAACAAAGCGCGUACCAAUGAAAAUUACCGCUUGAUAGCGGAUUUUAACGAGGAAUAUUUGGGCAUGGCUGGUACAUUCAGAACUUUGACCGUGGACUAAAAUAAACUUAUUUUUUUAACAAA